UCUAAUAAACUAAAAUUACAAAAAGUAAACAUAUAUGAUCAAAGCAUAUUCACAAAUAUUGUUAUUACUGGUUUAAUAAACAAUAUUGUUGAGUGUGCUAGUAAAUCAUCUACUAAAAUACCUUCAUCCAAUAGUAGUAAUAGAUUUGAAUUCCAGAACAAUAUCGAGUCUAAAUUGCAAAAAUCUGAACUUACACUAGAUAGUCAAAAGUUUGAAUUAGAAUCAUACGAGGAACCUGAGUUUCAAGAAGAAUUUGAACUUACACUAGAUAGUCAAAA
Messenger RNA from Dentiscutata erythropus, 278 nucleotides. NCBI's taxonomy places the organism in Eukaryota, Fungi, Glomeromycota, Glomeromycetes, Diversisporales, Gigasporaceae. The record is from the annotation of a GenBank genome assembly.